Molecule: messenger RNA, 459 nt
Organism: Lottia gigantea (owl limpet)
Lineage: Eukaryota; Metazoa; Mollusca; Gastropoda; Lottiidae
Exons: 2
Coding region: 1-459 (152 amino acids)
Source: RefSeq, a predicted model, not a curated record
AUGGCGAAUAAAUUUGGAUUAGGUUCUUUACCUUUAGAUACUAAAAAACCUAACACAACAGCAUGGAUAAAUAAAGCAAAACCUUACUUUGUGGAUCAAAUUGGAGACAAACUUCAAGGUGAUUUAGAUAUGAAUAAUUUUACCAUAACUAAUUUAAAGUUACCAGAAAAUGAUUAUGAUGCUGUUCACAAGAAAUAUUUAAUGGAUCAAUUAAAUUUGAUUAAAGUAAAUAAAGAACAUUUAAAAGAAAGAACAGGCGAUGUGAAAGGUAUAAGUGAAGAUAAAUUAACAACAUUAGAAACUAAACUUAUUGAUAAUAGUGAAAUACAAAAACAAAUAGUUGGUAUUAAACAACAAUUACUUAAUGUAGUAGAUAAAACUCAAUUAGAACAUUUAAAAUUAUUAAUAUCUAAAUUAUAUGAUAAGAUAACAAAACAAAAAAUAGACCUUAAUAGAUAA